AUGGGUCCAGAGCCUUCAAGAUCAAGGGCGGAAAGAAAGCUCUGGAUAUUGAGGAAGGUCGAUUGUAACAGAAAAUGGGAGUCAUCCACGGAGGAGGCUUCCGUAUCCGGGAGAGAUGCUUCGAAGGUCCAACAGUGGUCGACGAUGGUGAAGAAGAGAAUGUCACAAAAUGAAGGUAGUUCUGACCAAUGCAUUGGUGGAUAUAACGAGAAUCCCCCAUUUUUCCAGCGACAGAAAGGGUACAAAUUCAGUGGUGUGUUUGGUUUCAAACGUGAAAAUUUUGUGAGGCAACGGGCUUCCAAGAAUGAAGAAUGA
Molecule: messenger RNA, 315 nt
Organism: Sphenostylis stenocarpa
Lineage: Eukaryota; Viridiplantae; Streptophyta; Magnoliopsida; Fabales; Fabaceae
Source: the annotation of a GenBank genome assembly